AUGCCCGCAUCAAAACCCGCCCAGUCUGAAUGCCGCUUCUCAACCCGGAUUUCAAUCCGCUGGCUCCCAGACCCACCCUCAGAAACAACAGAUACAAUCGUCAUGUCCGUAAAAGACUGGUAUCUAGACCUCCGCAUGGAAAAGGGAACAGGAGCAAUCGACUGGGCCAUUGCCGGACGGCGAAUUGUCGAGGGUCAAGAUCCUUUACGAGUAUCUUUCUCCCACGAACUUGAUUCCCAUGAUGCCUUUGAAAGCGUCGAUUGUGGGACUUUUGUUACUUUGCCUAAUGGCGAUGAUCUUGAAACGGGUAUCAUGCCGAGACCUGAUUUACCUGGUGCGCCUGAGUGUGCGUAUGAGGAGGUUUGGAGGGAGUUGGCGUUUCGGGGUGGGCCUGGGGGGGAGGGGGGUUUCGGUAUUUCUUGGGUUCUUGAGUCUGAUAAUGAAAAUGGAGAUGGGGAUGGUGAAAAAGAAAGAGGUGUGCAGGUUGUCAAGACUUUCCUUGGGCGCAUUUGGGGGACGUAUCUGGCUUUGCGGCAAGUUCAGACCCAUGCGCGGUUGAGGGAUCCGUCGGGUGCAUUAGUUGUUAGGAAGUCUGGUGCUGGUGUUAGUGCUAGGAGGGAGGAGUGGGAUGGGGGGUGGAAGGAAAGGUAUGUUGUUGAGGAGGGUGCUGGUUCUUUGCCUUCUAUGGUGAAUGGGUUUACUGGGGAGGCACGUUGGAAGGUCGGAGAUAAAGUGGAUGUUAAUGGGACAAGGUAUAUUGUGAGGGCAUUUGAGAAUUUGGGCGUUGACACUAAGCUAUAA
Molecule: messenger RNA, 801 nt
Organism: Penicillium antarcticum
Lineage: Eukaryota; Fungi; Ascomycota; Eurotiomycetes; Eurotiales; Aspergillaceae
Exons: 2
Coding region: 1-801 (266 amino acids)
Source: RefSeq, a predicted model, not a curated record